AUGUAUGGCAAUUGCGGCAAGAGAUCCGUCUUUGGCGCUCUGGUUCCAUGUCCUGCAAAUGUUAAGGCAGUGGCUCCUUCUGAAAAAACGAAAUCUUUGCUCUUCCUGAUAUGUGGUGAAGAUUUUCCUGUUGACAGUGGCGUUUGCUGCUCGUACGAUCAGUUGCUCAAUUUGGAGCUGAACUUGAAAAAAGCUGAGCCCUUGAUCAGCUCGUGUCCUGCUUGUCGGAAGAACUUUUUUGAUUUCUUUUGCAAGUUCACCUGCUCUUCCGAUCAGUCAACGUUUGUUGAAGUGAAUAAGGUCUCGGACGCUAUUGACACCAAGAAGAAAGUGGUAUCCGAAUUAACUAUCUACACUAACCCAAAGUACGCCUCGGACUUCUACGACUCGUGCAAAAGCAUCAAGUUCUCUGCCUCAAACAACUUGGCAAUGGACUUGAUAGGAGGUGGAGCCAAGAACUACUCGCAGUUCUUGAAGUUUUUGGGUGACGAGAAGCCUCUUAUCGGUGGCUCACCAUUUCAGAUUAAUUACGCCUAUGAUUUACCCGAGAAUGACAAGUCGGGUCUUCAGCUCAAUUUUGGGAAAAUGAGGGCUUGCGAUGAUGAGGUCUACAAAUGCGCUUGCUCAGAUUGUCCUCAAUCAUGUCCCACACUUCCAAAUUUUAAGAGGUUUGAUAGGAGAUGCCACGUAGGACGUUUGCCAUGUUUCUCAUUUGCCGUCAUCAUAGUAUGGAUCGUCAUCACACUAGUGAUUGGUGCUUAUCAUAUACAACUUGCGAGGCAGAAAAGGCACCAAAUCGAACAAUGGAAUAGGCUUGUGAGUGGUGAGGAGCAUGACACCUGUGCUCAUGAUGAUGCCCCACUAAUUGAUACACACAUAAGUCCAAGACCAGACGAAGAGUCGUUUCUACUGCAGCAAUGGGUUGAAUUUCGUGAAACUAUUAUUGAAAGGCUUGAGCAUACAUUUGCUUUUAUUGGCUUUCACUGUGCAAAGUUUCCAGCUAUAACCCUAUCCGUUGUGCUUUUGUCGUUAGUGCUAUGUUGCAGUGGACUAAGCAGACUUGAGUGGGAAACAAGUCCAGUACAAUUGUGGGUUAGCCCCCACGAGCCAGCUUUGCAUAACUUGCAAUUUUUCGAAGAGAAUUUUGGCGAGUGGUACAGAAUCGAGCAAAUUUUUGUUGCUAAUAGUGAUGAGAGCAAACCCAUCUUAUCUUGGAAGAACCUUCAAUGGUGGUUCGAGAAGGAGCAGGAACUUUACAAGCUUCGCAACGAAGAGAAUGACACACUCUCUAUAGAGGAAUUUUGUUUCAAACCUCUAGGAGAUUCAUGUGCCAUCCAGUCCUUUUCACAGUACUUCGGUGGAAACAUUGGAUAUCUCAACGAGAACGAUUGGGCAAAGAAACUUUCAUCUUGCGCGGAAACCCCUGUCGAGUGCCUCCCACCUUUUCAGCAGCCUUUGAACAAAAAUCUUUUGUUUUCCCUGAGUAAAAUAUUGGAGUCGAAGGCUUUUGUCGUCACGCUUUUGCUUGAGAGUGAUUCCAAAAAUGAAGAAUACACGAAAAGAGUCAUUAAUUAUGAACAUUCAUUGCAAUCUUGGAUCAAAAAGCUACAGGCAGAGAGGCCGGAUCUUAAAAUCUCCUUUAGUACUGAGACAUCAUUAGAGGAGGAGCUCAACCAGUCAACAAAUACAGACGUCAAGAUUGUUGUCAUCUCAUACUUAAUGAUGUUCUUUUAUGCCUCCUUGGCUCUAGGUGGCAGAAUUCCAUCCUCUUUGGCGCCCAGAACAUUUAUCAAAACAAGGUUUUUAUUGGGCUUGAGUGGUAUCGUCAUCAUUCUUCUCUCAGUUUUUUCUUCCGCCGGACUUUGUGCUUUCCUUGGACUCAAGUCUACUUUAAUUAUCGCUGAAGUUAUUCCAUUCCUUGUGUUGGCUAUCGGCGUAGACAAUAUAUUCUUGAUUGUUCAUGAGUUGCACAAGAUAACGGAGUCCCUUCCUGAUGUGGAAAUUGAAUCAAGGAUUUCAUUAGCAUUGCGAAAGAUUGGUCCAUCUUGUUUCAUUAGUGCAUUUCUCCAAGUCCUGAUGUUUUUACUCGCUACUACAGUGCAAAUGCCUGCGGUCAGAAAUUUUGCCUUCUAUUCUGCCGGCGCUGUAACCGUGAACUUCUUAUUACAAAUUUCAGCAUUCAUUUCCAUUCUUGCGUUAGACCAGCAUAGGCUCGAAAGUGGCAGAGUUGACUGUAUACCUUGGGUUCAAUUGAAUAAUCAAAUCGAAGUCAGCGAAGAACCACAAAACACUCACAUUGAGUAUGAUUUUUCAGGCUAUAUCAAGAAAUCAUAUGGCCCUUGGCUUCUUAAACCAUCUAAUAAGAGGAAGAUCCUCUCUGUUUUCUUAUUAUGGCUUGGGGUAUCCUUGACUCUUUUGCCAAGCAUCGAGCUUGGGCUAGACCAGACUAUUGCCCUUCCAUCUUCUUCUUAUUUGAUUGAUUAUUUUGACAGUGUUUACAAAUACUUGAACGUGGGCCCACCAGUGUUCUUUGUGAUCAAUGAUCUCGAUGUAACAGAGAGGAAAGGACAACAAGCGAUCUGCGGUAAAUUCUCAACGUGUCAAGAGUUUUCUCUUGCCAACAUCUUAGAGCAAGAAUUCAAAAGAGCAGAUGCUUCUACAAUUGCUGAACCGGCAUCCAAUUGGUUAGAUGACUUCUUAAACUGGCUAAACCCUGCACUUGAUCAAUGCUGUCGUUUCAAGAAGUCUUCUUUCGGCGAGGAAUUUUGUGCUCCGAAUACCCCAGAGAGACAAUGCAUACCAUGUUACUCUGAUCACAAUCCACCUUACAAUAUCCUGAUGGAGGGUCUCCCUCAGGGUGAAGAAUUCAUGAAAUUCUUUAAGCAGUGGAUAAACGAGCCCAGUGAUCCUUGUCCUUUGGGUGGAAAAGCCCCAUACUCAAGCUCUAUCAAGUACAACAAGACUCAUAUCGAAUCAAGUUACUUCAGAACUAGUCACACGCCGAUGAGGUCUCAAAAAGAUUUCAUUGUGGGUUUCAGGAACGCAUUAAGAGUCACUCAAGAGAUCAAGAACUACUUAGGAGAGAGAAUUGAUGUGUUUGCAUUCUCUCCAUUCUACGUAUUUUUUGUCCAAUAUCACACGAUCAUCUCACUUACCUUUGAAACUUUGGCAUUUGCUGGUGUCAUCAUUUGGCUAGUCAGCAGCAUUCUUUUGGGACUGAUUCGCACCGCUACAAUCAUGGUGGUUACAGUUUCAAUAAUUCUUGCCAACAUUGGCGGCGUUAUGGCUUUAUGGUCGAUUUCUUUGAACGCAGUUAGUUUGGUCAACUUGAUAAUUUGCCUCGGGCUUGCGGUCGAGUUUUCUAUACAUAUUGCAAGAGCCUACUUGACAUCUAAAAGGGAUGAUGAAGAGGAAGACGACUUGUUUGACAGCUUCAUGAAUAGCGGUGACGUGUUCUUGCAAGAUUCAAAAACAGCGAGCACAUACAAGGCAUUGUGUCAAGUAGGCGGAUCUGUACUUGGAGGCAUCACCAUCACCAAAUUCAUAGGUAUCACCGUGCUUGCCUUCACAAGAUCAAAAAUAUUCGAGGUUUACUAUUUCAGAAUGUGGCUUGCCUUGGUUGUCAUCGCAGCCACACACUCACUCGUUUUGUUGCCGAUCUUGCUCAGUAUGUUUGGUGAAAUAUAG
Messenger RNA from Candidozyma auris, 3687 nucleotides. RefSeq names its product sphingolipid transporter (gene NCR1). The record is from RefSeq and is a predicted model, not a curated record. Gene Ontology annotation, cellular component: membrane. Lineage: Eukaryota; Fungi; Ascomycota; Pichiomycetes; Serinales; Metschnikowiaceae. The transcript has a single exon. Bases 1 to 3687 code for a protein of 1228 amino acids.